CUUUUCGCGCGAAAACAUCUGUGAUGCAACCUACCUCGUUCAUUGGAUAGGCUAUGGAGACGUCACAGAAGUGUACAAGAAUGGAAUAUGCCACAGAAAUAAAAGAAAUAGACAGAAAUAUAUAGAAAUUCAGUUAUUCUGAUAUAUUGGUACAUAACAUUACGCUCUGGAGUCGCAGUUGCAUUUGUCAUUGUUAGUUAGUGUCACCACACAGUCCUGACAGGCGCAUGGUCUGGACCGCCUACUUCCUUGAUAGUCGCAGCAGCACCGGCAUCGGUCGACAUUAAAUCACAUUGACCUGUUUUGCCUGAUGUCCUUUUAGAAUGAAUUCAGAACAGUCACCUUCCCGUGGCCACAAUCUUAAGGAUACGACCGAUAUGUUGGACCUGGAAUCAAAGAGGAGCAGUUCACCGGAUCUUAGUGAGAUCAGUGCGAGGACUGACCGAUCAAAGGGUCAAACAGAGAACUUUAAUGGAGAACCUGGCAUAUCCAUAAGGAGCAGGUCGCCAUGUCUUAGCCAGGACUCUGAGAGGACAGACCGGUCAAAGGGUCAAAUAGAGAACUUUAAUGGAGAACCCAACAUAUCCAUUAGUGACCCAGAUCCACAGACUGAGGAUCCACUCACAUGCUCAAUCUGUAAAACCGUUUUUGCAGACCCAGUAUGCAUCCCUUGUGGAGACAGCUUCUGCAAAAAGUGCAUCACCUCACACUGGCAGCAGCCUAACCAGGAGGGAGUCUAUGACUGUCCGCAGUGCUUAAAGGCAUAUGACACACCUCCAGAACUUUACACCAAUAGAGUGGCGGUCCAGAUGCUUAAGAGGGCUAAUUACAGUCCAGUUCUUCCUAAACGCAGCCAUGCUAGAGACGGAGAUGUGGCCUGUGAUUUUUGCAUCGGGACAAAGCUGAGAGCUGUUAAAUGGUGUCUGUCCUGCACUCCCGCCUAUUGUGAAACCCACAUCAAACAGCACUACACUGACCCUGUACUGCUGAAGCACCAACUUAAGGACGCUACAGGAGAACUGUGCAGGUGUCCAAAGCAUCUUAAAACACUGGAUGUGGUCUGCAACACUGACUUGUCUCUCAUCCCCAGUGCAGAGAGCGUUGAUUCUGAAGAAGAGCCCUUCACGUUGUCAUCAAAACCUGAACCAGUCUUUACUCACCAUUCCAAUGCCUUGCAAUCACCCCUUGCAGGCUCCAAAUUUCCAGGGAUGAUGACCCCACCAACUGGAACGCCAGGAACGUCCCAGUGUGGCUCCCUUGAUUCCGACCCUAAAAGGCCUGUGAAAAGAGGACAUGAUGAAAGCCCUCCCCAUCCAUCAAAGCAUAUGAGAAUAUCCAGGAAACUUCAGUUUAACAAACCAGAUGAAGAGGAGGCAGAGGCAGAAAGAUUUAGCCACGGGUCCAUACUGAAUGAGAAGCUGAUGAAGAUGAGAUGUGACACCAGACCUGACGUCAUGCCUGCUAACAUUUAGCUUUCAAAAAACGGGAUUCUUUUAUCUUUCUCAACACUCAGUAUCAGUUUAUGUGAUGUGUUAAUCAUUUCUUCCCUAAGAAUUUGACAACAGCUAGUUCUGGAGUAGGCAAUUCAACUAGUCCGCUUGCUUGCAACACUAAGUGACAGGCUUCCUUAUUUGGCUUUUGGGUUUCCAGGUUUUAUGACAAACAUAAGUAAUUGAUGGUUUAUGUGUAGGGUGUAUUUCAUACACAAUCUGGCAACCUGAGAAAUGUCAGACUAAUAGAAAAUAUGAAUCGAUCCGUGAUUUUAAAAUGAAGUUUGAUGGGCAUGCAAAUUAUGGGAGUUUUCCGGGAGAAAUGACAAAACGGGAGGAAACCGGGAGAUGACCUUGAAAUACGGAAGAAAUCCCGGGAAAUAAAUGGGAAUGUUGGCAGGUAUGCCUGACAUGAUGGGGGAGCAGCAGUGAUAUCACCAUUUGAUAAUUGGUUGACACGGGUUUGUUUCCCGUACUUGCGGUUGCGAGUCUGUCACUUUAGAUUUAAAAAAAAGUCUGUUAAAUACCAGUCAACUUUAUCAGUCAACAACAACCUAGGAUUAUCAAAUCGGCCACUGUCUGACAGCCGUUAUCACAUGUCUGAUAUUGUCUGAUGUCAAGAUGUGUAAUUUGUUUGUAAAAUGUGUUGUAUUUUCCAUAUUGUGGUGUUUUUUUAUAUGUGUGAUAUGUGCAAUGUGCUGAGAUUUCUUUGUAAAUUUUAAAACUGAUAGAACUGUGACUUGUACAUUUAAAAUGUAAAUACUUGUUUAUUCCUUGAAAAGUUAUAUAGUUUACAUAGUAUAUUAACAUAAGAAGAUAUUAAUGUUUUCCUUGAACCAUAUGAAUGAAUGAAUGAAUGAAUGAUGAUAGAAUUAGAUUUUUUUUACAGUAUCAAACUGUUACCACUAUGGGGCGAUAGUGAGUCAGUGUUAGGAAGAGGAAAGGUUCUGUAUCUGUUUUUUAUUCCAUGUGUAGAAUAUAGAACAUAACAUGCUCAAGAGACUUUUGUAUUAUUCCCCACAGACGCAAUGUUAAUAUGCUGGCCUUCUUUGAAAAAAUAAAAGACUCAAUGAGACCCUGAGGUGAUUUACCUUUUUUUCUGGUGACUGAGGCCUUGGUAAGCUACACAUUUCUAAUGGAGCAGGCAU
Alosa sapidissima (American shad) is the source of this 2638-nucleotide messenger RNA. Its product is annotated as E3 ubiquitin-protein ligase RNF135-like. The record is from RefSeq and is a predicted model, not a curated record. Lineage: Eukaryota; Metazoa; Chordata; Actinopteri; Clupeiformes; Clupeidae. The transcript is spliced from 8 exons. The coding region runs from base 324 to 1472 and encodes 382 amino acids.